Monodelphis domestica (gray short-tailed opossum) is the source of this 4752-nucleotide messenger RNA. Lineage: Eukaryota; Metazoa; Chordata; Mammalia; Didelphimorphia; Didelphidae. The record is from RefSeq and is a predicted model, not a curated record.
AGGGAUGAGGAGGAGAGCCUGGCCAUGGGGUGCCCCUUAGCACCAGCACUGAUGCUAGGAAGAGUCUGAUGGCUUGCGGGAGGAGGGGGCUACCUAGCAGUUGGGCUAUGACGGGGUGAGGAGAGCAUGGGAGGAGGAUUCGAGGACAGGGAGAAUUCUGUUCAUGCAGGGAGGUGCAAUUGGGCCUUGAAUCCCAGGGUCCUUUGGAUUCCCCAUAGGGAAUGAUGGCUUCCUAGAGGUUAACACUAUCACCUGGUAUGUUAACUGCAUGAAGGAGGGACAUUGUAUGUGAUGCUUAGUGACCCAUGGGGUUGGACUAGACAGGGCACCUUGCUUUCAAAGUAGCCAUGGCUCAAUUCAGCCUGAGCUGUAAAGAACACUUAUGUGAUGGGGGGGGAAGAGAGGGAGGUUAAGCCCAUUCCCAGGCUGGCUUCCUAGAGGUGGUGCCAUUAGUGUGGAUAAGUUUAGAAAUGGGGGAAGGGUGCUAUUCCUGGCCCAGGGAGCAGCUGAGCCAAGGACUUAGAGGGCAACAGAGGGAAAAGUGUGUGGAGGAGUGGGCAGGAAGUAGUUCUAUGCCAUAACUGUUGUGAAUAGUCACUGGGGCUCAGUAAUGCCACCCGGCCAAGGGCCUUGAGUGCCAGGCCAAGGAGAACUCCAGACCACUGGUAGAUUUCAGGCAAGUCUUAUUAAGUGUCUGCCUCAUGCUAAGGCUAGAGAGAGGGAAAUGGACAGUCUAUGAGAUCAUCCACCAGCUGCCCCUAUUCUCCCCUUCUCAGAAGCAUGAGUCCCAAAUCUUUGUUCCAGGAUCCCCACUGUCCUCUCUGCUCAUCCACCCCCAGGGCACAGCAGACUGUCCUGGGAGGCCCUAGGCAGAUGGAGUACAGGAGUGAGGUGGGACAGACUGGCAAAGGAGAGGCAGCAAGCCAAAGCAAAGCAGGAACAACAGUUCUCAGAUGGCCCUACAGCAGGCUCAGAGACAUCUUUGGGGAAGAAUGGCAUCUUGGAGUUCCACAUGAAAGCUGUGCCAGGAACAGAAGUCCCAGGACACAAGGAUUGGGUGGUGAGUAAAUUUGGAAGAGUAUUGCCUGUCCUUCACCUUAGAAGUCAGAAUAAACGUAAAAUCUUAAAAUAUGAUCCAUCAAAAUAUUGCCACAACCUCAAGAAGUUUGAACAAGAUGUCACAAAUACUGUCUCUAUUUCUGACCUCACUUGGAAAUUGGAAGGAGGAGAUGACACAAUGAGUAAGAAACGACAGGGACAGUUUCCUGCAUUCAGAAAUUGCCCUCCUAAAAGAGCAAAGGUGGGGGGAAAUCACUGCUCUCCAGCCCCUCCAAAUGUAGCGCAACAGCCAGAUGUUCAAAAAGCAGAUCUCAGUCCAGUUGAACUUCCUACAUCAGGAUCCUCUAGACAUAAGAACAGUCAGAAACCAGAGACAGUGUUUCUUCCAGCUUCAAAAUCUCCCUUUGUCAGGAGCAGAAAUACCAUGUCUGAUGAUGAUAUUGAUUCUGAAGAUGAGUUGAAAGCUAUGAUAGCAGAAGAGAAGAAAUCACAGAAGAUGGUCUUUGAGACAGACAGCACCGAAAGGGAUUCCUUUGAAGUGGUCAGCAGUGAUUUCAAGCCAAGUCCAGCCAGUUCAGGGGUGAAGCAUAAAAGAACUCAAGCUUCUUGCUCAAACAGCAGUCAUCCUGCUGAGAGUGACAAAGAAUAUGACUCAGGGGACACGGAUGAAAUCAUUGCUGGGGGCAAAAAUGGUGACCAGAGCAAAAACAAGGCCAAAACAUCACCAAAAAGGAAAGCCAAACCAAAAGAGAAGAAGGACUGUUUGCAAAAUAGAACAGACCAUCCAUCUUCUGGUCAUGCUACAGAAAUUAGGAAAGGGAGACAUUCCUCUGGUAACGAAAAAGAGUCCAGCACAAAGCUGGCCACUAAAAAACUGCCUUGUACCCCUCCUGAAUCUGAGGAUGGGUCUGAAGAAAACCUGGAUUAUGACUCCAUGAUGACGAACUGCUAUCGCCUUGACCUCACCUUGGCUGAUCUAGAAAAACUGGCCAGUGAAGGUGUGCAGAAAGCAGAGGACAGUGACGAUUGUACUGAGCAGGAUCUCCCCAGGAGACAGGUCCCAGAUUUUAGCCAGAAGAAGAGGAAGGCUUCCAACAGAAGGGCCCAGUGCAUCAAUCCCAGUGACAUUUUGGCUUCCCUCUUAGAAGGGGAAGAGAUCAGUGACCGGAAGCCACCCCAGGAGAAUAUGUGGAAAUCCAAGUUUCAGGCUUUCAAAGGUGUGGGAGCCCUCUAUGAAGGGGAGACCCUAAGAAAACCCUUUAGGGACACAGGUGGCUUUGCCCACAAGAAAGGUCAUUCUUGGAACCAGGAAGCUUCUGCUAAUUCUGUGGGGAAACAGGCCUUUGGUUCUAAUACUUGUUCCAGUGAGGAAAUGUUCCCCCCUCAAGAUGGAAGGGAAACAAAUGAGGUAGAUGGUCUUGCACAUUGUCCUGGAAAAGCUCCAAGGAAGAGACAAGCAAGCAGGGACCAGUGUUCCACUGGACAGUCAUCUACCCCUGGUUCUGAAUGUGAAAAUGGUUCGGUUUCUAGCCUGUCAUCCUUGGACACUAAGAAGACUCACAGGACAGACUUGGGAAGUGAUGCUGGAAUGAGAAAACCCAAGCAAGGAAAGAGUGAUUCCCUCCCCCUCAGACCUUCUCCAGGUCAAGAGCCCAAGCCUGUAGUUCUGAAAACUCAUGCCAAGAAACCCAUCCAGGUCUCUGUUGAAAGAGUCAGUGCAUUUUCCCGUAUGCAAGGGAAGGCCCCGAGAGGAUCUCAGGAGGAGACCAACUGCCCCCCACCUCAGAUCCCUUCAUCAGAUGCCAUCAGCCCUCCUAAGAACUCCCAGGAUAAUCAGAAACGCUUGGCAGCCUUGGAGGAGAGGAAGAGAGAACGGGAGCUGCAGAAGCAGCUGGUGCGCAGUGCUCUUUCCAGCGUGGAUAGUUCUCUAGCAAGCAAACCAACUCACAUCGUGUUUGGCUCUGACAGUGAAGAAGAAACAGAAGAGAAAGGUGGCAGUGAGCAACCUCUUCCUGAAAACAGAGUAAAGCAGGAUCUGACUGGUAAGACUUCUGGGAAACUCUUUGAGAGCAGUGAGGAUGACGAACAGGAGAGUGAUGAUGAUGAGGCCCGAUUCCAGAUUAAGCCCCAGUUUGAAGGCAAAGCUGGAAAGAAGCUCAUGAACUUACAGUCGCACUUUGGGACUGAUGACCGAUUCCGAAUGGAUGCUCGCUUUUUGGAAAGUGAGAGUGAAGAGGAAGAGGAAGCAGAGGAGCCCAAAAAAGCAGAAACAAAUGAGGAAGCGGAGCUCAUUGCUGAGAAAAAGAAAAACCUGGACAUGAUUCAAAACCUUCUACACAUUGGCCAUCCAACUCCAAAACUGAGCAAAGAAGAAAUGGCUGCCAAGCAGUUCAGGAAUAUCGUACGGUAUGAUCCAACGAGACUGGACCAUGCCACGUUUGAAAGAAAAACAGACCCCGAGGAGAAGGAAAGCAAAGCCAGACGCAGGAAGAAGAGGGAGGAAGCAGAGAAGCUGCCCGAAGUGUCUAAGGACCUGUAUCACAGCAUCGCUGCUGAUCUGAAGGACAGGUUCAGGGCCACAGAGCCAGCCCCAGGGGGCACGGGAGCCACUGGGCCCUGGAACGAGACACCUGAGGAGCUGGAGACAACUGAGGCCCCCUCAGCGGGCCUCAGCGAGUUCACCUUCUCCUUCUUUGGUCCAGACAGCAAUGGGGCCAAAGAAGAGCCAUACAAGAUUGAAGCAAGGGCACCUGGGCGCAUGGCCUGGCAGCAGGACCCUCGUUUCCAGGACAGUAGCUCAGAGGAGGAGGAGGAGGAGGAAGUGGAGCCUGAUGAUGGGAGCCGAGAGGCAGCAGGAACAGGGGAAGUGCCAUUACCUGAAAAACCAGCCCGUCGCUUUUUCUUUUUCUCCGAGAACGAUGAACGAUUAGGUGUGGGGCCUGAGUCAUUCUGGCAAGGCUCAGGAAGCCGUGCCAGCAGUGAAGACUGGGAAUCCAGAACCAUGGUCCUACUGCAGGACUGCCGGAAGAAGCAUAAAGCAGCCAAGAGGAAAGCCAAGCCUUGAAGAAUGUCCUUCGGGGGCCAGGAGCUGCGGAACGACCAGGCUUCAGGGUGAAGCUCCUCCCAGUCUUGUGAACAGAGGCCUAGCUUGGGAGUCAGGCUGUUGGCUCUGGGUUUGAGUUCUGCCUCAGACACAUGCUGGCCCAGACAGGAUUGCAGCCUCUCCAUCAAGCCCCAAACUACUUCCCACAAAGAUUCCUGCAGCUGUCUACACUGGCGAGGGGGUCAGGUAGUGCCAGGCUGGUGUGGCACCUGUUCCCCACGCUGAUGAAGCAGCAGGUGCAGAUGCCCACAAAGCCUGGCCCUAUGUGUGCUCCAGGGCUGCGGGGCCCCUGCCAUGAGCUAGGCUGUAGACAGAAGGGGUGGCUGACCUCCCUCGGACAUGCCUGAAAAACAUGAUUUUUGGCAAGCCAGUCUGGAAAUGUGGAUGGGCCAACAGCUCCCGUUGGGUUCUCUCCUUGGGCUUUAGGAAAGAUUUGGAACCAAUGAAAGACUUGACUGGUGUGAAGGGGGAAAACACAAAAAGUGGGCCCAGGGAGCCUUUGAGGCUCAUUUCCGAGGGGCCCCCCAUUUCUCUGUUUGUACUGCUGCCCUUUGGGGCUCCGUCAAUAAGACUGCUUACUGGAUUCCCAA